Porites lobata is the source of this 5678-nucleotide messenger RNA. The record is from the annotation of a GenBank genome assembly. NCBI's taxonomy places the organism in Eukaryota, Metazoa, Cnidaria, Anthozoa, Scleractinia, Poritidae.
CUUCACCUUUUUGGCGGUCCUUAUUUUCACCAUUUUUCAGAAAUUGCUGUCAAGUUUUGCGUCAAAAAUGGAUCCGAAGCGUCAACUUAAAAUAAAGACAGGUGUACUAAAAAGGUAUGUUUCUUUUGCGGAGAAUUUUUCACAAAUGCGACGUAUGUAUAAUAAUAAUACUCUGCCUUUUUUGGGUUGCACUAACUAAUAAUAACUUGCGCGUUAUAUUGAGGAUCGUUAUUAUUUGACUUACGCUUUAAGCUUAAUUUGUUUUUCAAACUUUGAUAAUCUUUCCUUCUUGUUUAACAUUCGAUUCCCAAGUAAGGGUGGCAAGCUAUGCCACCCUGUUUAACUGCCUUAAUUCCAUGGUCAGCAUCCAUUGUUUUCUUAUCAGCUGCGAUGGCCAUGAUCUUGACGUCCCUUUCGUUGAUCAAUCGAAAGUUGUCUUUUAGUUUGUCUUUUGUUUGUUAUUCCGUGUAAUUGCCAAAAGAAAAAAAGAAUAUUUCAUCAAAUGUUCUGGGGCUGAUAUGAAUUUCUUAAUGAUCCCAUUUUCUAUUAAGAUGGAUGUGAGGUUUGUAACUAUCAGCAAAGCUUUAUAAGCGUGAAUUUGAGUGAAAACCACCGCUUAUAAGAACUAAAAGAAGACAAUAGACCUUUGUCACGCGGUGAACGAGGCUAGCUGUGCGUAAACAAAGCUUUUUAAAUCUCCUGAGAUAAAAUGGCCGCCGCGUGACAAAGGUCUAUGGAGGAUGUUCCAUUUUUUAUCCGCACCCCCUAAAGAUGACUGAAAUCCAAACCCUCAAAUUUUUUUGGCACCUUUGAAAAAUUUGUCCAAGAGUCCAAAUUUGUCGACUUCUUUGAAGAGAAAAUCCGAACCCUCCUGUUCGAAAACCCAUCAUCCUUUGGGGGGAUAAAAAAUGGAAUGUCCCUAGUGCUUGUGCAUCUGUUAUGGAACACUUCACCCUGACAGCAGAGGCUUUCUUUCGCUUGCACAAUUUUUUCCUACUCGAGAAAGAGUCUGCAUAGAUCGAGUAAGAUCUUUGAUGAGCAUGUGCAGCAUGUUGGUGGGAUAUAGUCUUGAACCAGGUCUAGUUGCUUUGCACUUGUUACAGCGUGCUCGGUUGUGACCAUUAGUUUAUCAAGAAACGGAUGCUCACUCUUGAAUAAACCAGUUUGAUGACAGAAAACAAGAUGCCACCUCAAAGCCUUGACACCAUUUAGACAGAGCCUUUUUUCCCCUCACUCAAGAAGACAAAAGGAAGAUCUGCUUGCAGGGCAGGGAACACUUCAUCUGCUAGUGAGCUUUAUUUGAGACCUUCCAUUGUUUUUGAUAACUUUCGAACUAUGAAUAUUAUAGUUAUCCUCUUCAUACCCAACAUUCUGUUAUUCCAUUUAAUUGAUCACCUCAGACAUGUACACAUAGUACAAUGUUCUGUCAAAUCUCUUUAAUAAUAAUUAAAACCUAGACAGAAAACCAAAGGGACAGUAGCCUUUGAUACAGGCGUACUUGAUACAUGUAGGUGAGUGGCUUGUAUCUUUCAGCCACAACCUGUGAUUUGGAAAGCAGAGGAAGAUUGGGGAGAGUGGAACAAAUAAAGCAGCAUGCAAAGAAAGUUGUGUCCGAUAGACUGGGGCUAGUGGAUUUUACCAUCGGGCUAGUGAAUUCUGUUAUCUUAACUUGCCCGCCUGGCAACUGAAAUUUUUUAAGGAAUUCAAAUCACAUAAGAACUGUUAUCAACCCUGCUCAUCAUCAGGCUAGUUAAAAUGACUUUUGUGCUAGUACGUGCUAACUACAGCUUCCCCUAAUGGUAAGCUGUAAACUGACUUUCUUUGCACCCUGAUAGAGUGUAGGGAAGGUUAGGGGUUUAAGAAGAUAUGCCAUUUUCUUACUUGCUUUCUUUGCUUCUGUCUUUGCCAAGACACAACUGCAGUACUUGUGCAUCCUUAGAAAACUAGCAGUAACCAAUGUUUAGGAAGUGCGGGCAAACACGUGCUGUUACCUUAGAGAUGUGAUUAAUGAGAACCGGUUUCUAAUUUGCAGAUCAAGCAAGGAAAAGGUGAUGUAUGAAAAGGAAGUAGUAGAUCAAACAGCAAAAGUUGAGAAGAUGAAAGAAGAGAAAAAGGAUGAGCACGACAUUAAGAAACAGGUUUGUUGUGUGACAACAUUAGAAUUAUUGUGCGCCACAGUGAAGAAACUUCGUAUUUAUGCACAUAAAAACUCUUAUUUUCUAUCCUGUGUUAAUUAAUAAUAUUUCCUUAUGUGGAGUUUCUGUCAUUAUUUGCUUGUGAUGCUAUGUAGUUGAUUAAUCUAAGAAUACAUUAAUAACUUUUUAUUUCUAAAAUCUAUGAGUUCUUAAAGGCAUUAUUUUCCAAGAACAAUGUUCCUACAGUUCUUUAGUCUAAGACUAAUUGUGGCUUCAAUUAAAUUGCAGAUAGAAGUCCUUGAAGAGUCCAAAGUUAUGAUUCCAGAUUGCAAAAGGAGAAUUAAGACUGCCUAUUUAGACCUGCAGGAACUUGUGGUAAGUGAUAGUGAUUCAUCCAAUGAACAUUUUGAAACUUAUGCUAUAUAGCUUUCACCACACUCUGUGUGUAGUUCAUGAAAUUAUUAAUUCAUGAUUAAUAUCCAUUGUUAGUGGUUAAGACAUAAAUAGGAAAAUAUAAGUCCGCCGAGAGUGUGUUCUAUGCUAAAAAUCUAAAAAUCAUUGUCUUCCAGGCCCUGGAAAACUACUUAAAAAUUUCCUUUUCUCUUCACAUUACUGGAUUUUCAUAAAUAUUUUAUUGCUGGAUGGGUAUGUAGUGUCAUAUAGGAUGCAGUGUAGGAUGGGAACUGUUAAUUUCUUGAGGAAAACUACUGUCAAAUUUACGUAUUUAAAGCCUUUUACAAAAUAGUGAAAGGUUUGUGUUCAGUGUUCUGUUUUUCUUUUUUUUUUUUCAUAUUGCACCUUGAAAAACGUCUGGUAUUUCAUUCAUUCUCCCUCACUGAGAAACUUCCAGAAAUACUGAGUUGAAUUUGUUGCAACAUGCAGUGUGACAGUCAAGAAAUGGCAAGUUAAUAAUUUAGGUAGAAAUUGAUGGAUGAAAAGCAACAAACCACUAACACACUUGAUUAUUUUUUCUUUCUUGACUUUAGACUAAAACAGAGAAUGAUCUAGGUGAUACAGAAGAAUACAAAACUGCCAAGCAACUUUUGGAAGAAACCAAGCUAGAAGAUUAACUACCUGACAAGAAAAUUGAACUAAUAUACGCCAUCUCUUCUUUUUACAGUGUGAAAAUACUAAAAAGAGUACGCAGUUUAUCACAGGCAAUAUAUAAGGGUAAAUGUAUAUUGUUCACUUCAGUGAAGGUGGACACAUGUUAGAGUGUUAAAAAUACUUGAUCAAACACAGAAAAAGGUUGGCUUUUUAACUUUAACUUAUAAUGGAAAAAUAUAGUCAACUCUUUUGCUAAGAUGGACACUGUCUCGUUGAUCUGCACUUUUUGUUUUCUAGAGAUAGCCUGCAUAAAAUGCCUUUUGUUCUCACUUUUCAACCAAGUGAGGAACACUAGACACGUGUGACAGGGUAAGGCAUAGAAAAAAAAUGUUUUUCCCCCAUUGUGCAUGUGGCACUUCUUGCUCACUUCACGAAUGCCUUUGCUUUCCUGUAAUACACGAAAAAAUAAUGCCUGUUCUGCAGGCUGGAACUUGUUUUGUUUGAUAGAUCAGUUACUGCAGAUGGACAAGGCAAAGACAGUGUAAGAUACAAUUAUAGUGUAGAGAGGAAUAAUUAAACAGUGCAAACGGCCCGUACUUUGGUGGACACCAGAGUUUGUGACUGUUCAUAGCCUUUCUCUUAUCCAUGGUCUUUUGAACUGUUUAAGGUCGAAAAAUACCCUAAAACGAGGAUCGUUUUGAAAAUUUUCGAAAGUGGCAGCUAAACCUAAGGUUAUGGAAAACUUGAAAAGGUCAUGGAAAAAGUCAUGGAAUUUGAAGAGCUCAAAUGAGUAUGAACCCUGUUAAUCAAGGUUGCAGUACGUGCUAUCAGCCUUGACCUUUGGCUCAGCUGAUAACACUUACCUCAACCUUGAUUAUUGCCGAUAUCACAAAAACCUCAUCCAAUAAUUGUUUAUUAUUGUUCAUCAGAAAUAACAGGGUAUACCCAGCCAAUUGAUAAUCAAGUAAGACUGGAAAAAUCUCUUUAUAAGAAUUCCAUUUGUUUUUCAUCUGCAUGCAUGAAGUAAUAUUAACGUUUGAGUUUUGUUGACUGUGGACCACUUUUAUUAAUAUUUUAGAACACUCAUUUUGUGGUAUGAUUUACAACAACAACAGAGAAAAACGUAUCUUUAAAAAAAAAAAAAGUUGUCGGUGGAUGACUGCUGCAUUACAAGUCUACUAAAACGCUAAUAUUUUUAUUUGUCAUAUUGUUCUGUGAUUGAUCAAACAUUUUCCAUGAUUGAUUAUCACUUAUAACAUAGCUAGAAAAUUCGCCUAAUCAAAUUCAAUAGCGCGAGCGUGCUUCAUAUUCCUAUUGAGCACGCUGAUGACGUCAAUAAACUGUUCGUAAUUCCUCGAGUUGUUGUGAGCUUAGCAAUCCUGAGUCUCCUGAGUGCAUCCAUAACUCAGCAAUAGACAAUGAAGCGUUUACCAUGUGUUUUGUAAAGAAAUUUAAGAGGAAACGUUUGAAUUUGUUAACCGAUAGUAAGGAAAAGAGGUGAGUGUUGUUGUUGUUGUUGUCAUCUCCGCGAGCUGUGCGGGCUAUGGCGUGAGCUCAUUCUUUGCAAAGUUGUUUUCUCUCAAUAACAAUUUUUCGGUAAAUUAAUAGUUUUCCGGCACCUAAAUAUGGAUUUUACAAUCAUUUUAGAGUACACUUUCUCUCAGUUUCAGGAUAAAAACAUAAGAUUAACUGUGAGGAAAAAAGAUAUAUUCACGUAAACAUUGACGCGUACUGCUUUGAGCGCGCCCUUCAAUAAUAAAAUUUUCAGUUAACUGCUGCAUUGAUCGCUUUGAUAAUGUUAUAAAACAAUUAGUUCAUGCUGCAGCUGUGCGUAUGUCGAGAUAUUGAGCACUUGGGAAGUUUGGAGAGCACUCAAGAGGCUAGAGUUGCACUCGGCUGCGCCUCGUGCAACUCUUACGCCUCUUUCGUGCUCUCCAAACUUCCCGCGUGCUCAAUAUCUCGACAUACGCACGCUGACGCAUGAACUAAUUGUUAAUUCUUUAAGGGUUUUCAAUCAAUGAUUGAUUUUAAUCAAUGAUCAGCACAUCACUUCUUGUAGGUAUGACAAAGAAACAUUCUUCCUCAUCAACAAUUUCUUUAGAGUUACACAGCUUUCUGAAGCCAUCUGAAACCCUUCCUCAGUGAUGCUUGAGGUUACUGUAGGUGUCCAUUUUGGAAGAUGUCAAUCUCAUAUCGAUGUAGGCAUUUGUUAACAGAGAGUUGGCUCAAUAAAAUUUUAUGUUUGUGUAGUAGUGGAGAGAAGGAGAGAAGUUGUGGUAAGAGAGAACUCUACUCACAUAAAAACAUCGCUCCUCAAUUCUCAUGAUAACCUGUGCACUGAGACAACCAAGAGAAGUUUUAAGCUAAUCACUGUUAUUUAAGUAAGAUCAAUCAUAAAAUGUUCUAGUUUGUACUCCUCUGUAGCUGUUAAAUUAUUAUUAAUAAAUUAUUAUUAAUAUUAUGGAACCUUUGGAAAUAAACUAUGAAAUAUACAGC